UUAUUAACUCUCGGUGACGAAGUGCAUUCAAUGUUGCUUUACUCUCUUAUUAUCCAGUUCUAGUUCUCUCGCGAUUCCCUUUCACUUUCGUAGUUCUAAAGAAAUGGCGAAGGGAAACGACAACCGAAACGACGUCGUUUGUUCUCAGUCACUUACGGAGGAAACAACCAACACUCAAAGGCGGCGAUUGGUCGCCGGAACCCUAAAAUACACACCGCUGGAGCUUCCAACUCUUCCUGUUGAUCUCCUUCCUGAGAUUCUUUGUAGGCUUCCGGUGAAAUUACUUAUACAGCUUCGAUACGUUUGUAAGUUAUUCAAUUCUUUAAUUUCUGAUCCUAAAUUCGUAAAGAAACACCUUCGUAUGGCAACCAAACGCCACCACCUCAUGCUAACAAAUGUUGAUGAGUUUGUUACGUAUGAUUCCCCAAUCCCUUCACCUUUUUCUACUUCUACCAUUGUUACACAAACACAACUUUACCUUCCUACUAGUACUCUCACAAACGGACAUCUCUGGAUGGGCCUGCUGUGCUCUUGCGACGGCGUGUUUUGUGGUCAGCUCAAUGAUGAUUCUUAUUUCUUGUGGAACCCUUCCGUUAGAAAGUUUAAGUUAUUGCCUCCUUUGGAAAGUCACAAUUUUAUCAGAACACUAAGCUUUGGAUAUGAUCACUUCGUUGAUAAUUAUAAGGUCAUUAUUGUUUCUGACGAAAAUGAAGUUAGGGUUAAUACUUUGGGGACUGAUUAUUGGACAAGAAUACAGGACAUUCCAUAUUCUGACCCCAUUUGUUUUGGAGAUGGAGUAUUUGUUAGUGGCACUCUUAAUUGGUUUGCAUACGAAGUCAUUAUUUCUCUUCAUUUAGAGAACGAGUCGUAUCAAAAACUUUGCCCACCUGACUUCGGGGAUGAAAAUAAUCCGUGGGACUUUGGUGUGUUGAGGGAUUGCUUGUGUGUCUUUGCAACUAGUGAUGAAUAUUUGGAUGUUUGGAUUAUGAAGGAGUAUGGAAAUCAAGAGUCUUGGACUAAAUUGUACACUAUUCCUAACCUGCAAGAUCAGAAUUUGAAAGCCAGUAGAGCUUUAUAUAUUUCAGAGGAUGACCAACUGUUGGUGGAGUGUUGUGAAAUUGAGGGUGAAACUGGCUAUAUCAAGUUGGUUGUUUAUGAUUCCAAAACUGGCACAUUGAAUAUUCCUGAGUUUCAAAACAAAUAUGACCUGAUAUACUCAAAUGUCUACAUUGAGAGUUUGAUAUCACCUUAAGCUGGGAUUCAACUGCAACAUAUAUAUGGUUGGCUGUGUUUGUUUGUUUCAAUGGAAGGGUUAUUCAAAAUCAGAAUUGCUUGGGUUCUUUUUGUGGUCUGGAGCUUUGCUAAAGAUGGGAUUGAAAAGGGUAAUAGUUAUAGGGUUAUUUAACUUCUUAAGUUCUGUUUGAUUAUUUCUUCUGGAAUCAAAUUAGACGGUAAAAAACCUAUAUGUUUGGAAUAGAUAGGAUAAACCUGUCUCUGACUUUAUUAUUGUCUGUUGUUUGCCUUGAUAGAACAUGGAUAGGUUGUGUGAUUUUGAAGCGUAGUGAAAUGGAUAAUUGAGGGAUUCUUUAAUUGCAAAAUGCAUUUGGAUGUUGUAUUUUC
This is a messenger RNA of Medicago truncatula (barrel medic), 1620 nucleotides long. Its product is annotated as F-box/kelch-repeat protein At3g23880. The transcript is spliced from 2 exons. The record is from RefSeq and is a predicted model, not a curated record. NCBI's taxonomy places the organism in Eukaryota, Viridiplantae, Streptophyta, Magnoliopsida, Fabales, Fabaceae. Bases 104 to 1252 code for a protein of 382 amino acids. Gene Ontology annotation, molecular function: protein binding.